CGUGCGUCGUGUCCGCGCGCGCUCUCCAAACGCCAAAACUGAAGCGGAAUUUGGACUUGUGGACACGGAGGAGUAAACACGAUGAGGUUUUGGAGGGACCAGUCUGCAGUUUAAAAUGGACGUCAGCAGAGAAGAGUCACUGCUGCUGCGGAGAUGCACCAAAGACUCUCUCAGUGAUGUGUCUGUCAGAUCCAAGACUCCUCCUCCAGAGUUCCCCAAUAAACCACCUUCUCCUGGACCCAGUGAGGCUUCGUCCGGCUUCGUCUCCCUGAAGUCCGAGGCUCCGCCCCUAAACUUUUCUAACGAACCUGUAACCAAAAGAUCAGAACUCUGCACUAAAGACUCUCUCAGUGAUGUGUCUGUCAGAUCCAAGACUCCUCCUCCAGAGUUCCCCAAUAAACCACCUUCUCCUGGACCCAGUGAGGCUUCGUCCGGCUUCGUCUCCCUGAAGUCCGAGGCUCCGCCCCUAAACUUUUCCAUCGAACCUGUAACCAAAACAUCAGAGCGCCGCAGCUGUUUAAAACGUGACACUGAAGACUGGCUGGACUUCCCCACAGCACAGAGUGAUUCUGUUUCAGGUGAUUCUGUUUCGGGUGAUUCUGUUUCGUUUCGGGUGGUUUUAAGGAGGAACUGUGGCGCAGAUGUGACAGAGUGACUGAAGGUUUAGAAGGAGCAGGAGAUAGAACGUCUCUGCUGAAGAUCUACACAGAGCUGUACAUCACACACAGCCACAGUGAAGACGACUGCACCCAACAUGAACUCACCAGGCUCCAGGCCGAGUUUGGGACCGGGACCAGC
Molecule: messenger RNA, 798 nt
Organism: Boleophthalmus pectinirostris (great blue-spotted mudskipper)
Lineage: Eukaryota; Metazoa; Chordata; Actinopteri; Gobiiformes; Gobiidae
Product: titin-like
Exons: 6
Coding region: 116-655 (179 amino acids)
Source: RefSeq, a predicted model, not a curated record